Pocillopora meandrina is the source of this 2439-nucleotide messenger RNA. The record is from the annotation of a GenBank genome assembly. Lineage: Eukaryota; Metazoa; Cnidaria; Anthozoa; Scleractinia; Pocilloporidae.
AUGUCUGACAGACCUCCACUGGAAUCCUUUUUAAAAUGGAAAUUGAGCAUCGAAAGCCCCUCUUUAAAUUAUGCUGCAAAGGCAGUCACAAAAAAUGUCAUUGUGGCAGUGGAUAUUCCCUAUCCAUUGAUAAAGGCUUGGCAUGAAUUCCUAGGGUUGCAGAAGAAGGUUAGAAAGACAGCUGCUGUGGCAAGUCAGCCUAAUCAGUCAGCAUCAACUAGCAGUGAUCUAAGUCCUGCAGCAGUCCAGGAAUACACCUAUGUUGACCUUUUUGAGUAUUGUAUUCCUCAUCAUACCUUUGCCAUAACUGCUGAUGAGCAAAUACGAAAAGAAGUAAACAAUACCCUUGCAAAAAUUGCUGGAAUGGUCCAGAAUUUAUAUGCAAAGGCCAAAGGAGGUAGCAAGAGAGAGGAACUUAACUCAAAAGUGAGAAGAUUCCACAUUUUUGAAGGACAAACACUUUCAGUAACUUGCUUGAGGGAAGAAACUGAGGCUAUUAGAGAUGAACUGGAGGAGUGGAAGCAGAAUUACCAGCAUCUUGAAGCAGAGAGUAAACAGCUAUUUGCAGAAAUGUAUUUAGCCAUUCAAGAGAAGGAACAAAGUUUGUCUAACCUUCAGUCAAAGAAUGAAGAACUCCAACAUUACUUCGAGAAAAUUGAAAAUUCAGACAAAACUUAUGUGGGGAAAGAUAUAUCAGAGGUGAAGAAGAAGUCUCGCACUUUAAAGGAAUUUAUGUGUAGAGCCAAAACUGCUUUGUGGUUUGCAAAGUCAUUUGGACUGGAACUAGAGUCAAUGACUAUGAAUGAGCAAAAGACUGGCAUCAGUCACACAGUAAUGGCUGAAGACCAGAUGUCAAAUUACAAUGGGAACUCAAAUGCAUUUGACUCACUGUCUGAAGAGGAGAAGUCCAAAGUAGAAAAGGUGCUAUUUUUAUUAGAUAAAUUUUGUGUUGGAGACAACUUUUAUCAUGAGCUUACAAUGGUAGUUGAUGGCUUGCCAAAGUCAUACCUUGUAAAGCAAAGGAGAAGUCAGCUGAAUGACAUCUGUCAUAUCACCUCCACCCCCGGUGAGACGGAAGGGGCACAGACAUCAUUCACUGACCUUCUGAGAGACAGGGUUCAAGACUAUGUGGCAAGCCAUCCACAUGUGGAUCAUGUACAAAUCAAAAUUUCAGGGGAUGGGGCGAGAAUGACCAGAAAUUCUAGUUUCAUACUUAUGAGUUUUGCCCUACUCCAUUCAGAUGAUGAAGUUAUGGCAGCAAAAGGUAACCACACCAUAGCUGUUGUAAAGGGUAAAGAACACUACAAUACCUUAAGGCAGUCAUUUGAAGAUGUCUUCAAGGACAUCAAUUCUCUUAUAAGUAAGAAGAAAAUAGAAGUGGGUGGCAAAUCAAUUAAUUUGGAAUUUUUCCUAGGGGGCGAUUACAAAUUCAUUUUACUUGUGAUGGGUUUGAAGGGUGCUACCUCACACUAUGCAUGUGUAUGGUGCAAAAUACACAAAGACAUGAGGUGGGACACAAGCUUCAAUUUAGACCAUUAUCAAUCUCCAGAUCUAAGGAGAACUCUUACAGAGAUGUUUGAACUAGUAAAGAAAAAGAAACAAAAUGACAAAUAUUGCUGUGAACAUGAGCCUCUACUUCAUAUAGAGCUCGAUCAUGUAGUGUUGGAUGAACUGCACCUUCUAUUAAGGAUUUCAGAUGUUCUCAUAGAAAAUUUGGUUCGGGAUGCCUUAGACUGGGACAGAAGCAAAAACUGGGACAAGAGGAAAUGUCAACAAAAAAAUGAACACCUAAAAAAUUUGCAGGCAGCAAUUCGAUCAUGUGGGGUCUCCUUUGACAUAUGGGAAAAAACAAAUGCUGAUGGGAAAGGGUCUGGGCAAUACGAUUUUACUAGCCUCUUGGGGUCAGACAAGAAAAAAUUGCUUAAUGAACUUCCAACCAAACUCAAUGGGAUUAUUCAGCCAGAUACAGUUGAAGUAGUAAAAACUGUAUGGGAAAAGUUUAGGGAAAUAUAUAGCACUGUAACCUGCAGGAAUCCCUCCACAGAAAUGAUAAAUGACUACUUCUGGAAAGCAAAGGAAUGGGUGAAUCUGUUUACAUCACUAGGAGAAAAAAGGCAUGGCUAUAAAAGAGCUAAUGUAACCCCAUACAUGCAUGCUAUGGUCUACCACAUUCCCAUAUUUCUGCAAAACUAUAGAACUAUCAAACUGUUUACAGGGCAAGGAGUUGAAAAAAACAAUGAUAUGGCCAGGGCUAUAGUUCACAAAAAAUCUAACAAAUGGGAUGCUCCUGCUGACAUUCUUAAGCUUGAGUCCAGACAAUGGAAUCUACGCGACAGUGAGCGUGCAAAGAGAACCUACAGUAAAAGGAAAAGUUCCUAUUGGGAACAUGAUCUCAGGGAAAACAGGAAGAGCAAAAGACUACGAGAGAAGAAAAAUUAA